CAUUUCCAUUCUUAAGACGUGCUUGUUAGAAAGCUAUAUUGGCUGCUAUUAACAAUCUGUUUCUUAUAAAAUGGCAAUCGGGAAUAUGACAGGACAUUUGUUACUUCGUUUAAUUUUUCAAGCAGACAGAAUGAUGAUUCCUGAAGGGAUUCCUCUGCUUCUGCUUGUUCUUCUUAUGGGCUCCUUCACCGGCUCAAACAAUGAACUAAUAAAAGUGCUUGAGAAAACAGAACAAAUUGAUGAAGGAUCAUGUGUGACCAUCCCCUGUUCUUACAAAAAAACAAAGGAUGGAAAAUAUACUCUGUUGUGGUUUAAAGAUCCAGAAUAUAAUAAAAUAUCACAAAUUUUUGACGGGACUAUUUUAUACAGUAACACAGAAGAACGUCCCCAGUCGCCAGGUUACUCCAGCAGAGUGAAAUACAUCACUGAUGAAACAUCACAAGAAAACCAAAACAUCUGGAUCAAAUGUGAUUUAAGAAUCACCGAUCUUCAAACAAAAGAUAGUGGGAACUACAAGUUUAGAUUUAUUAUUUCCAGCUACAUGAAAUAUAUGAGUGCAGCUAUGAAUCUCAAAGUUACAGACAAUCCUUGUAAGGUGCACAUUGAACCAUCAGAGCUGAAGAGUCCAGUCCGUGAGUCGGACAAAUUAACUGUUCGCUGUUCCACAUUUGGUUCCUGUGAUCUUCAUCCUGAGUGGCUCGUCCAUACAUCACGACAAAAGCAAAAAUGGACGUCCUCCUCGUCGACUGAUAUGAUUAUAGAGACUGAAGAAGAUAAAGAAGGCAGAAAGAUCACCAAAUUGAAGCUCAGUGUGACAUGGAAGGAUGACAGAAGGAUUCUGUCUUGUCGUCCAGCAAAGAGUGAGGACAGCUGCCAGAUCAGGAAUAUCACACUGUCUGUAGAAUAUGCACCUAAAGAGGUAAAAGCAACAGUGAGCUCUGAGGAUGUGAAGGAGGGAGAUUCUGUCACUCUCUCCUGCACCAGCAGAGGUCAGCCUGAUGUCAGCUUCUCAUGGUUCAAAAAAGAGAGAAUAGAAAAGUCUCAACAAAUGUCUGACUUGAAACUAAAUAAUGUGAAACCAGAAGACAGUGGAGAAUAUUACUGUGAAGCUGAAAACAAGCAUGGCGUGAAGAAAUCAAAUAUCAUUCAAAUUGAUGUGAAGUAUGGUCCAGAGGGUGUCAAAGUGCAACCUGUUAACAUUAAAGAUCUCAAAGAGGGAGAUGAACUGACACUCAAGUGUUUAGUCGAGAGAGGUAACCCAGCAGUCUAUCAGUUCAUGUGGUACAAAAAUUCCCAAAACCAGAGUGAAACCAGCGAGACAUUCAUCAUCAGUAAAGUUACUGAAGAGGACAGAGGAUCGUACCAAUGCCAGGCUGAUAACGGGAUCAGAACAGAAAUAUCAGAUAUCCUAGAAGUAUCUGUAAAGUAUGCACCCGAAAAUGUGACUGUAAGUGUUAAAGGAGAACAAAGAUUAGGGAGUGAGCUGACCCUUACAUGUGAGGCUCACGCCGAUCCUGCUCCAUCCUCAUAUGAGUGGAAGAAAGGCUUCAAUGGACAGUUAAAGACAAUUGAACAGAAACAUGAACAGAGACUACACUUUCUUUCUCUGGAAAUCUCUGACUCUGGUCAGUACGCCUGUAUUGCUCAAAACUCCAUUGGAAAAACAGAAUCUCCAUUAGUAGAGAUCAAGGUGAAACAUGUUCCAAUCAUAAAAAUUGCCCAUAACAUGACAACAUUAACUCAGUGGAAUUGGGAGUUUCCAGUCUCUCUGACCUGCAGUGCAGAUGCACAUCCUCCUGCCAAGGUCUACAACUGGUACAGAGAGGAGGACAACGUGACCGUACUGUCAGAACAUCAGAACUUCACUGUUCAGCCUCAGAACCCAGGAAUAUAUUACUGUACAGCAGCCAAUGCUAUCGGAGAAUCACGAUCCGAAAACAUCAUGUUAUUUAUUGGCAGUGAGUAUGAAAUAACACAUCUUAAAUAUAUAUGUUCCAAAUGACUCAAACUGGAAUCAAUUAUUAGCUGCAUUUAGCUAGAAAUUCUUCUAACAGACUUUAGACAUGACCCUUUUCUACAACUGCCUCUUUGGCGUAACCGUGAUAACCAAGCAAAUAUUUUUUUUAGUCAACUAAUAUUUUAAUGAUAUCUGUCAGGGUGUAGGAUAGUUUUCUGCAUAUCACUCCAUGGAACCUUUAUGAAAGCAUAAAAAUACCAUGGUAUGUUUAAAGAUUUUUAGGAAAUAUGCUAAGUUCACAUAGGCCUACUUGUUUCUUUGAAAAACAAUGCUACAGCCAGUUAUUCUACUUUGAAUCAUGUGAUCCUGCUUAUUUACAUUUACAGUAAAGACUCCAGGUCGCCAGUUGGUGUAAAACACCUUUUUCUAAUAUUUUUAAAUUGUACUGCAAUACCUACAUCAACCACUAGCCGUCAAUAUUUCUUACUGCACAUAAAGGUACAAUUAUACAUGAGCACAUUGUAAAUGCAUGAUUAAAGUAAAAUGCUUCCACACUUUGUAUUUUUUUUAAGUGGUUAACUGGGUAAAUGUAUGAAUUAUGAAAUAAAAACAAUGUUUUGAUCUAUUGAACACAAAGUCCAUAUAAUAUAAGUCUGUAUAAUGUUGUUUCAAAGGGAAAAUAUUAUAUAAAUAAUGAUUCUAUAAGUGUGCCUUCUACUCAUUCACUUUUUAUUUUUACAGUGAGUUGCUGUUGCAUUAAUAUAUAUAGUACUAUUGAUUAAAAAUUUAUUAAUUUUGUAAAAAACUAUUUCGUUAUGUAUCAAUGAACCAUAUAUUUGUGUGAUCAAUUCUUGAGUAGAUAAUUGAAAAAAAAAUGUUGUCUGAAAAUGUAGUUUAACUACAUUGUGUGAAAUGCAAAAACAUUGCUAUGCAUUUUUUGUUUGUUUGUUUUUGUUUGUUUGUUUCAUUAAACAUUUGUAUUUGGGACUGCUUAACUGCCAAUCUGAUAACAUUUAAAUGCUU
Carassius auratus (goldfish) is the source of this 2980-nucleotide messenger RNA. RefSeq names its product B-cell receptor CD22-like. Gene Ontology annotation, molecular function: protein phosphatase binding; sialic acid binding; CD4 receptor binding. The transcript has 8 exons. Gene Ontology annotation, biological process: negative regulation of B cell receptor signaling pathway; regulation of B cell proliferation; B cell activation. The record is from RefSeq and is a predicted model, not a curated record. The coding region runs from base 71 to 2002 and encodes 643 amino acids. Gene Ontology annotation, cellular component: external side of plasma membrane; recycling endosome; extracellular exosome. Lineage: Eukaryota; Metazoa; Chordata; Actinopteri; Cypriniformes; Cyprinidae.